Durusdinium trenchii is the source of this 1766-nucleotide messenger RNA. NCBI's taxonomy places the organism in Eukaryota, Dinophyceae, Suessiales, Symbiodiniaceae. The record is from the annotation of a GenBank genome assembly.
UUCAAUAGCACUCAGCCGUUUGGCUUGCCCAAGACGGACUCAUGGACAUCAUUUCCGGUGGUGAUUUGGCGUGGUUCGUUGCAACACUACUCCUGGGACUGAUCAUUCUCGCAGUCCUGUGGCCGUCUCUUUUCCAAAAGGAGGCCGCUGACCAAAGUGAGUCUUCCUGCGGAGAUGCGAUUGCAUCACGUCAAGGUGAGAGAGAAAGGCCUCCAGCACCGGAACACACAGAGGCACCAUCCGCGCAGCUGGCUGGGCCUUGCAACGAGCCAAAGAGUGUCCCACUAGGCCCACCUUUGUGCAGAGACCAUCAGCUGUGGCUUUUGCGCCUUCAAGCAGUUCAACGCUUCAUGUCAGAAGCCAACGACUGCAAUGAGCGUGACAAGAUCAAGCGACAUAUAUGGCGCUGUUUGGAUGAUCGACCAAGUGUGAUUGCUACUGGGUGCAGUGACGGGCAGGCGCGAAUCUUCAGCUUGGAGUCUCCGGGAAAACCGUUGGUGAGCGUUCGCCACGAUGCCACGAAUCGGGAUCCGUUGUAUUCAGUGAGCCUCACGCAUGGCGCCAAUGGGCCGCGAUUGCUCACCGGAUCUUGGGAUGGGCGAUGGCACGAAUGGGAGUCCUGGCCAGCUCGGCCGGCAAGACCAGCAGAGUUUCUGAGAGGCGAACCAGGUGUCGGUCAUGACAACCAGGUAACUGCCCUUGCCUUGAGCCGCGAUGGCAAUUACCUUGCCUGUGCAUGCUCUGCUGGCAAGGUCUUGGUGUAUCGGCGCAAUUGCCCGACACGUGAAAUUGAGCUGUUGGACUUCGAUGACGUGAUGGAGCUGAAAGAUUCGCUGAAGUUGGGUGACCACGGAGAAUUUGUGGUGCAGAGACGCCUAGAACUGGCAGAUGGCAGCGUUGUCGUUGAGCCACAGGACCAGCUGUUGCCCGAAGCGAGCCUUGAAGGAUUCAAGCGGCGCUCAGAGCUUGAUGACGUCGAGCUGCCUGCACGGUUCAGAUUUCGCUUUGUCGGCUGCAUGACGCAAGGUUUUCGAAGGGCUUGGCGGAGCCUUGACCAUGAUGCAGCUGUUCUUUGCAUGAUCCUCACGGCCGAAGGUUCCUCCGAGGUGCUCUACUCUGGUUCCAGGGAUCGGCAAAUUCGCAAAUGGUCCUUGCAGGAUGGAAACCUGCUUGCCAAAUACACUGGGCAUUCCUCCAUGGUCCGUUGCCUCGCAGUCAACUCGUAUUUGGCGAGUGGCAGUGAUGACCGCAGCAUCCGAGUUUGGCGAAGGGAUGCAACAGAAUGUGUUCGUGUCAUCGCCGCGCACAAAGACUUUGUUCGUUCGAUUGCUUGGUGCAACGUAUUCGCAGAGCGCAUGGUGUCUGCAGGGGACGAUCGUGCUAUAACGUUGUGGAAUACAGAGACUGGAGAGAUGCUAAGACAGUAUCCACAAGAUUCUCCGGCAGUUGCGGUUCUUUUGGCUGGAUCGCGUUUGGCAGCAGCCUGUGAGGAUGGCCGAAUGCGGAUCUAUGACACUGAAUCGACGGCUUUGCUGCACACUGUGAAGCAUCCACAGCGGCUGGCGAGUCUGGCUUGGCUGAGAGUGAACUUGUCAUGAAUCCCUGCGACUGACUCUGAUCAUUUUAAGGUUCUGAAAUCAUUUUGCAAAAUAGAUGUGGGCUGGAAGAGGUCCAAAGAUGCCCUACAGCUAGCCCAACACAUGCGCAGCGAGCAAAUACUGCUCGCAGUCAACGACAGAUGUGCUCAAGGGAACAGAACUCGGUGA